Messenger RNA from Penicillium samsonianum, 714 nucleotides. RefSeq names its product glutathione S-transferase family protein. The transcript has a single exon. The record is from RefSeq and is a predicted model, not a curated record. NCBI's taxonomy places the organism in Eukaryota, Fungi, Ascomycota, Eurotiomycetes, Eurotiales, Aspergillaceae. Bases 1 to 714 code for a protein of 237 amino acids.
AUGCCAUCCACACUCAAACCCAUUCAGCUCUACGGUGGCAUCCUUGGCCCCAAUCCUCAGAAAGUCGGAAUCAUCCUCACACUCCUCGAAGUCCCAUUUGAAACCGUUCCAGUCAGCUUCGCUAAAGUCAAGGAGCCCGAGUACGAAGCAAUCAAUCCAAAUGGGCGGCUACCUUCGAUUCAUGACCCAAACACCAACCUGACCAUUUGGGAGAGUGGUGCCAUCAUCCAGUACCUCAUCGAGCGCUAUGACACCAAUGAACCCCGCAAGCUCAGCUUUACACCAGGCAGCGAAGAGGCCGAGCUUGCACGCUCGUUCCUCCACCUCCAGAUCUCCGGUCAAGGUCCGUACUACGGACAAGCUUAUUGGUUUAAGAAAUACCACGCGGAGAAGGUCCCUAGUGCAUUGAAGCGCUAUGUCGACGAAGCGAAACGCGUGACGGGCGUGCUUGACAAGUGGUUGGCCAAGCAGAAGGAGGCCAACGCCAAGAAUGUUGGGGAUGGUCCCUGGCUGGUCGGCAACAAGAUGUCAUACGCUGAUGUAGCGUUCAUUCCUUGGCAAAAUGCGUUACACACCGCAUUCGUUGAGGAAGGGUUCAACGUUGAUGAGUUCCCACAUGAGAAGGAGUGGCUUGAGCGCCUCACUUCAAACAAGUCCGUCAAGGCUGUUCUGGAUUCUGCGGCCGAGCAGAUGGCCAGUGCGUCGAAAAAGUGA